AUAGUACAGCCACUUUGAGUCAGCUGAAAACCAGAGGAAGCACUGGAGAGAGUCCCCUUUAGUGUGACUCUGGCCUGUCUGAACUUGGCUUUUUAGAAGGUUCGCAGAGAUGAUAGCAGGAAUGAAAACCCAGCUGGUAUGCAUGAUGCUCCUGGCGUUCAGCUCCUGGAGUCUGUGCACAGAUUCAGAAGAGGAAAUGAAGGCGUUAGAAGAAGAUUUAUUGACCAAUAUGCACACAUCAAAGAUCAGUAAAGCAAAUGCUCCCACUUGGAAAGUGACCCUGCUAAAUGUUUGCAGCCUUAUUAAUAACUUGAACAGCCAAACUGAGGAAACAGGAGAGUUUCGUGAAGAGCAGCUUAUUACAAGAAGGAAAUUACCCGUUGCCUUAGAUGACUUCAGCUUGGAAGCAAUGCUGACGGUCUACCAGAUCCAAAAAAUCUGUCACAGCAGAGCUUUUCAACACUGGGAGGUAAUGCAGGAAGAUGUUCUUGACAUUGAAAAUAACAAAAAUGAAAAGGAAGAUGUUAUAAAGAGAAAAAUCCCUUAUAUUCUGAAACGGCAGCUGUAUGAGAAUAAACCCAGAAGGCCCUACAUUCUCAAAAGGGGCUCUUACUACUACUGAGUGGAUAAAUGUUUUAUUUACAUGUGAUUGUGGUUUAUCAUCUUUUAAUUAAAUAUCAAAUGGAUGUGUGUAGAAAUGUGGCAGUUAUUUUGUCUCCUCUACAACUAUGGUUUAUUGGAUGUGAUUUUUUCUGUAUUAACAUGAAUUGAACUAAAUGUUUUCAAAUAAAUCUA
Condylura cristata (star-nosed mole) is the source of this 795-nucleotide messenger RNA. RefSeq names its product neurotensin (gene NTS). Gene Ontology annotation, cellular component: extracellular region; axon terminus. The record is from RefSeq and is a predicted model, not a curated record. Gene Ontology annotation, molecular function: neuropeptide hormone activity. The transcript is spliced from 4 exons. NCBI's taxonomy places the organism in Eukaryota, Metazoa, Chordata, Mammalia, Eulipotyphla, Talpidae. The coding region runs from base 110 to 622 and encodes 170 amino acids.